Styela clava is the source of this 1792-nucleotide messenger RNA. The record is from RefSeq and is a predicted model, not a curated record. Lineage: Eukaryota; Metazoa; Chordata; Ascidiacea; Stolidobranchia; Styelidae.
ACAAGUUUGCAUUGCAAAUUGUAGGAGAACCGGGACGUGGUACUUGACAGGGUGCCAUGCGCUGCUGUUAAACUCAUUGGACUGCAAAAUGUGCGGCCAGGCAUCGGUAGCUUACUAGUAUAACUUAAUUAUAUGACUAUUUGCAAUGCAUUUUUAUUAUUCAGAAUGUCUAAUAUCAGUAGUAGCUUUAAAAAAAUAACACCUAGGCGGCAGGGACGGCGCCCCAAUUCCUUAGUCUGGGAACAUUUUUCUCGCCCGUCAAAAGAGGAGGGAUAUUCAUAUGUGAUUUGCAACUUCUGUAAAGAGAAGUUGUCAUACUGCGAGUCUACCGGCAAUCUUUUGAACCACCUCAGAAGAAGACAUGCAUUCAUCAACACUGAUUCAGUGCAUACAUCAAAGUGCUGCGCGGCACUUAGUGCAACACUUUAGAAGGUCAGCAAAAUGCAUGACAGCGUUGCGACGCCAUGCUCAGUCGGCAGACACUGAAAUAAAAAACAUUGAGAUGCCGAUAGACGUUUCAACCAGGUGGAACUCCACAUUUGCUAUGAUAGCAAAUCUUGUGAAAAACCAGUGGAUAAUUCGUUCGGUACUGGCUGAUCCAACAAUUGUCCCACGAGCGACAGCAGUCAGUCUUGAACUAAAGGACAACCACUGGAGCUUGCUGAGAGAAAUUUCUAUCAUAUUGAAACCAUUCAAGACAGCCUCUGAUCACCUUGAAGGAAGUAAUUAUGUGACGAUGUCAUCUUUGCUACCAAUUGCAAAAGGUUUAGUGGGUCAGUGUGAAGAACUCCUUGUCGAUGAGCUUCAGCUAUCGGCAUCAAAGACCUUCUGUUCGACCAUUCUCAGUUCGUUACACACUAGAUUCUCAGAUGUCAUGUCAACUUCAGUACAAAGCGAAGGAGUAAGCAUUUACCACAAGUCCACCUGGUUGAAUCCCUUUCACAAGGGCAAAUUUUUCAGCAGACAGAUGCGAGUCUCGGUGCGGAUAGCUGUUGAAACUGAAGCAGAUACUUCUACGGCUCAGGAUGAAUCACGUCAUGGACCCCUGCCACAAAUGGAUCAUAGUCAAGAGCAAAUGGAAACCGUGAAUUCAUCUAGUGAAAUUCAUGGACUUUUUGAGAGAGGCCUAGAGAACUCUGGCAGUUCUUCAGACUCGGAAAGUUCAAAUAUUGUGUCAGAGGAAAUAGCUUGGUACUUAAAACGAAAGGUUGAUGAAAAAGAGUCACCACCUGCACCAUUGACCUGGUGGGAUAACAAUGGAGCCCGUGCCCCUUUGCUCAAGAGAAUGGCAGUGAAGUAUCUGAGUGUACCCGCAACCUCGGCUGCUUCAGAAAGGGCUUUUUCUUCUGCUGGACUGACUGUUUCACAGUUGAGAUCACGACUAACGAGUGCCCAUGUUAAUGAACUCAAUUUUCUCUACUGCAAUAAGAAAUUGUUGGAGUGAAACAAUAUCUUCUUCAAAUUUUGCCUUUUUCGCGAACUUGACACACAAUAUCGCAGGUUCUGACAGGGGGGGGGUGAUGUUUUAGGCACGAUUUGAAGUUUUGCAUGUUAUUUUGGAAUUUGUUUUCAGAUAACAGAUUAUAUUUCAUUUUCCACUGGCAUUUUGUUUUUGCUGUAAUAGUGUAUUGUUUGGGUGCCAUGUCAGCAUUAGAGGUGACUCAGUUUGGGUAAUUUUUUAGCGAUGAAAAAAAAAAAAAAAAAAACAUUUCCGGAAUCAGAUUCGGAAAGAUUCGAUUCGAAAGUUUUCGAUUCGAGAUUCGAUUCGAAAAAAAAUGUAUCCGGAAGUGGC